AUGUACAAUCAAAAUUUGAAUGUAUUAAGUUUCUCUUUUUCUCUAUGGUCAAGGUCUUUUCUUCAAAAUUUUGAGGAUUUCGCUAGUUUUUGCCUUUUUGAAUUGCACGAUUUGGUGCAUGAUCUUGCAAUAUAUGUUGCAAGAGAUGAUUUUCAACUGUUGAACUUUCAAUAUAAAAAUAUAAGAGAGAAUGUCCGCCAUUUGUCAGUUCUUGAAAAUGAUUUGUUGCUUGGCCAAAUUUCAAUUCCCACUGGGUUGAGAACCAUACUUUUUCCUGAUGGAGCAAACAGUAAACCUUUCUUGAACACUUGUCUAUCAAGGUGCAAAUACCUGCGACUUUUGAAACUAAAUAAAUCUAGAUACAAAAAUUUGCCCCACUCCAUUGGUAAGUUGAAACAUUUACGAUAUAUCAAUCUUGAAAAAAGUAAGGAAUUGGAGAGGCUUCCUGAUUCUGUUUGCAAACUCCAAAAUUUGCAAACUUUGGAUCUCUCUGAAUGUGAAAAUCUACUAAAAUUGCCUAAUGAAAUAGGAAAUUUGAUCAAACUUCAAGUACUAUAUAUAACCACAAAGCAAUCUAACUUCCCAGAAGAGUUAGCCAAAUUGUCUUCUCUAGAAAUUCUAGCAUUCAUUAAUUGUGAUAAUUUGAUGUUUUCUUUUGAAGGAAUACAAUUUCCUAAACUUAAAUUGUUAAGUUUUUCAUAUUGUGGGAAUCUGAAGUCAUUGCCAUUUCAUAUCAUUCCAAAUAUAGAGAGUUUGAUCAUUAUGGACUGUAAUAUGGUGAUAUUGUCAAUGGGUGAUAACAACAACCAAAUACCCAAGUUAAAGUUAAAGUUAAUUCGUCUUAACUCCUUGCCUCAAAUAGUUACUUUUCCACAAUGGUUUCAAGGAUGUGCAAACACCCUACAUACCUUAAUUAUUGGUAACUGUGAAAAUCUUGAGGAGCUUCCUAAAUGUUUGUCAACUUUUAUUUCUCUCAAGAUCCUUAAAAUUGUAAACUGUCCAAAAUUGAUUUCACUCCCUGAAGAUGUGCAUCGCCUUCCAAACCUUCAAGGUUUAACAAUGAGUGGUUGUCCUGAAUUAUAUAGAAGAUACGAGCCAGAAGUUGGACAAGAUUGGUACAAGAUAUCACAUAUCAAACAUGUUAAGGUUGUUGAACUUGAAGAUUAA
Trifolium pratense (red clover) is the source of this 1167-nucleotide messenger RNA. RefSeq names its product disease resistance protein RGA2-like. The transcript is spliced from 2 exons. The record is from RefSeq and is a predicted model, not a curated record. The coding region runs from base 1 to 1167 and encodes 388 amino acids. Lineage: Eukaryota; Viridiplantae; Streptophyta; Magnoliopsida; Fabales; Fabaceae.